This is a messenger RNA of Syzygium oleosum, 1093 nucleotides long. RefSeq names its product B3 domain-containing protein REM14-like. Gene Ontology annotation, molecular function: DNA binding. The record is from RefSeq and is a predicted model, not a curated record. The transcript is spliced from 4 exons. Bases 160 to 939 code for a protein of 259 amino acids. Lineage: Eukaryota; Viridiplantae; Streptophyta; Magnoliopsida; Myrtales; Myrtaceae.
UCUCCUGAUCUUUGGGCUUCCCUCUCCAGCGUCCCUUUUCGAGAAACCAGUGCGAGUAAUUAUGAUCGCGGAGUGGACGCUGAGAGAGCAAGCGUCGUUGCAAACACUAAAUUAUUUGUAGAGGCUUUUCGUUAUCUCCACCCCUUCACCUUCGACAGAAUGGAGAUGGCCAUGGAGCGGAGCGAGCGUCCCCCUUCUUUCUUCAAGAAGUUGCUAGGCGAUUUCACCCGCAAGAUCAAAAUCCCGCCAGCUUUUCUGAAGAAUUUCCAGGGAAAUGUACCGAAGAAACUUCUUGUUAAAUGUGGCGGGAUGUCAUGGUUCAUUAUGACAGAAGAAAGUGACGAGGGCUACCCCUUUUCACAAGGUCUUGCAGAGUUUGUUAAGGACCUACACUUGGAAUUAGGGGAGCUGGUAAUUUUCUCAAUGGUUGGUCAGGAGACAUUUGAAGUGGUCGUAUAUGACACAGAUUGCUGCGAGAGAAAAACCAUUUCUACAAGGAGUUAUGGAGGACAACCUGGUGCAUAUGCUGAAGAAAAAAGCGGUCCAUUCGAUGAGGUCAAAAAAGAGGAGGAAGAGUCGCUUAUGGGGGUUGAAAGUAACAUGCCUGCUAGGCAUCCUUAUUUUGUGUGCUCCAUGAGGAAAUUUCAAAUGCGUUGGCUUAAUCUUCCAGCAGCUUUUGCAAGAGAGGCGAGGCUAAAAUCAAAGAGAAGCGUGGUCAUAGAAGAUCCACUGGGGAGGAAGUGGCCGGUCCAGUUGCGCCAAUAUGUCAAGCGCACCAGUAUUAGUGGGUGGCCACGAGUGGUCAAAGCGAACCGCUUCGCAAUUGGUGACACCCUGAUGUUUGAAUACCGUCGAGGUAGCGGCGAUGCCAUCGCGUUGAGGAUAAUGAGCAGAGCAGGAAGGAAUGGAGCUGGUCCGGCUUAUGAGAAACGGGCUUAAAAAAUGGAGUUUUGAUGCUUUUCUCAAGGAAGGGCAGGAACAACUUUUGUUCUUUUCGCUGAGGAAGAGAAAUGUUUUGGAGAGUUAUAGGAGCUGGCUUAGCACUGUCUAUAGAUCAUGUGGACUAAGAUUGUCUGGACCAUUGAUCUUGUGG